CCCGCCCGCCCCUAUGACCAACAUGAGCUGGAGCUUCCUGACGCGGCUGCUGGAGGAGAUCCACAACCACUCCACCUUCGUGGGCAAGGUGUGGCUCACGGUGCUCAUCGUCUUUCGCAUCGUGCUCACAGCGGUGGGCGGUGAGUCCAUCUACUCCGACGAGCAGAGCAAGUUCACGUGUAACACGCGGCAGCCAGGCUGCGACAACGUCUGCUACGACGCCUUCGCUCCGCUGUCCCACGUGCGCUUCUGGGUCUUCCAGAUCGUGGUCAUCUCCACGCCUUCCGUCAUGUACCUGGGCUACGCCAUCCACCGCCUGGCGCGGGCCUCCGAGGAGGAGCGGCGCCGCGCCCUCCGCCGCACUGUCGGGGAGUCAGGCCGCCCCGGUGGGGCCCCCGAGCGGCAGGGCGCCAAGCCCAAGGCCGGCUCGGAGCCGGGCAGCGCCAGCAGCAGGGACGGGAAGACGACACCUGGAGGCUGUGGGGAGGGGCUGAGGCGAGGGGCUGAGGGGUCCAGUGGCAGCCAGCCAGACGGGAUCCCAGAGAGGGAAGGGACGGGCAUGCGCAACCAGGGGCAGCUAGGCACUGGUGGACGUGAGCUGCCUCGAGACGUGCUCACAGCCAGCGACGCCAACGUAGACAAGAACACCACCAAACAACUAGAUGGAGGGAACCUGGAUCCCUGA
Trichechus manatus latirostris (Florida manatee) is the source of this 685-nucleotide messenger RNA. RefSeq names its product gap junction protein gamma 2 (gene GJC2). The transcript has 4 exons. Lineage: Eukaryota; Metazoa; Chordata; Mammalia; Sirenia; Trichechidae. The record is from RefSeq and is a predicted model, not a curated record. Gene Ontology annotation, biological process: cell-cell signaling. The coding region runs from base 14 to 685 and encodes 223 amino acids. Gene Ontology annotation, molecular function: gap junction channel activity. Gene Ontology annotation, cellular component: connexin complex.